GCCUGAGAGGUCUGGGGCCAUCCUGCAGGGGUUGGAAAGUUUUGGCUCCUGUCUCGCAAAGGCGGUUUCUUGCUACACGAUGCCCCUGUUCGGACUCGUGCACAUGAGGGCUUGGGCUUCACUGUUUGGCCAACUUCUGCGUUCGCCCCGUGCUUUGUGCAUCAGGGAGGUCCAUGUUCAUAGCCAGGUUGCAGAGGCAGUGUUAACAUCCCAACUGAAACCACAUCAAGAGAAAUCGAAUUUUAUUGUCAAGACCCCUAAGGGCACCAGAGAUCUUAGUCCCCAGCAGAUGGUUGUGAGGGAGAAAAUUCUUAAUAUGGUUGUUGGCUGCUUUAAACGUCAUGGAGCAAAGAGGUUAGAUACUCCAGCAUUUGAGCUAAAGGAAGUGCUCACUGAGAAGUAUGGAGAGAACUCUGGGCUCAUCUAUGACCUGAAGGAUCAGGGUGGAGAGCUGUUGUCCCUGCGCUAUGACCUUACUGUCCCUUUUGCUCGUUAUCUGGCCAUGAAUAAGGUGAAGAAGAUGAAACGUUACCAUGUUGGAAAGGUGUGGCGGCGGGAGAGCCCAACCAUAGUCCAAGGCCGCUACAGGGAGUUCUGCCAGUGUGAUUUUGACAUUGCUGGUCAUUUUGACCCUAUGAUCCCUGAUGCAGAGUGUUUGAAGAUCAUGUGUGAAAUUCUUAGUGGGUUGCAGCUGGGAGACUUCAUCAUUAAGGUCAGUGAUCGGCGGAUCUUGGAUGGGUUGUUUGCUGUCUGUGGUGUUCCUGAAAGCAAGUUCCAUGCCAUCUGCUCCUCGAUAGACAAACUAGACAAGAUACCUUGGAAAGAUGUGAGACAUGAGAUGGUGGCAAAGAAAGGCCUGGCUCCUGAAGUGGCUGAUAGAAUUGGGGACUAUGUCCAAUGUCAUGGUGGGGUGUCCUUGAUAGAGCAAAUGUUCCAGGAUCCUAGACUGUCUCAGAACAAGCAGGCCCUAGAGGGCUUGAGGGACUUGAAGCUCCUAUUUGAAUACCUGACUUUAUUUGGAAUUGCUGAGAAGAUCUCUUUUGACCUAAGCCUAGCUCGGGGCCUAGACUACUAUACUGGCGUGAUCUAUGAAGCAGUGCUAUUACAGACCCCAGCUCAGGCUGAGGAGUCCUUCAGUGUGGGCAGUGUGGCUGCUGGAGGACGCUAUGAUGGGCUGGUGGGCAUGUUUGACCCCAAAGGCCACAAGGUGCCAUGCGUGGGACUCAGUAUUGGGGUAGAACGAAUAUUCUCCAUUGUGGAGCAGAGGAUGAAGACUUUUGGUCACAAGAUACGGACCACAGAGACCCAAGUGUUUGUGGCCACACCACAGAAGAACUUUCUUCAUGAACGGUUGAAGCUAAUUGCAGAGCUUUGGGAUGCCGGUAUCAAGGCAGAGCUGCUGUAUAAAAACAACCCUAAACUACUAACUCAACUGCACUAUUGUGAGGACAUGGGCAUUCCACUGGUGGUCAUUAUUGGUGAGCAAGAAAUGAAAGAAGGGAUAAUCAAGCUUCGUUCAGUGGCCAGCAGGGAGGAGGUGGCCAUUAAACGGGAAAAUCUUGUGGCUGAAAUUCAAAAGCGACUAUCUGAGUCUUGACUCUUGCAUGAUUGCCGUCUACUCCUCUUUCUAGAAAAUGUUUCUUCUAGAACUGAGUUGCUGAUGUACUUCACAACUACUGGCCAGGAUGAGUGACAAGUUCCUCUGCCUCCUCCAUCCUUUCUGGCUACAGGAAUGUGGAAGGCCCUGAGGACUCCUGGGCUAGUGUGAGCAGCUAUUCUGCAUGAAUGCAGAUGGCUGGUAUGUGAAAUUGACAUGCUCUAACUGCAGAGACAGAUGGCAGAAUUGAAGUGCCAUUGAAUGGUGCUGAUAGGUACUGAGAUGGUUGCUUUUAGCAAGGCUCUAGGAAAGUUGCCUCAGGCUGAGACCACUGAGAUCAGAAGUCAGAUACUUAGCCUUCCACUGUGACUUCUGAACCAGAUUAUGGGGAAUUUGUCCAUAACCUGCCCGUGGCCUGUCCAGGGAGUUUUGGGAAACAGCAAAGAAGCGGGAAAAUGGCUGCUUUCUCCUUUGUUUGAGGACAGAGAUGCUAUCCUGAGGGUAAAGUAGUGCUCAUAUUGAUGUGGCAUCUCUCUAGCCCAUCUACUCUGCAUAGAGUGAGGCUGUCUGUUUAGUAAUCUUGAAAGUUGAAUUUAAUAGGUGACUUCAUGCAAUGGUCUAAUCUUUUGAGAUUUCGGAGACCAUUUCCUGUGCCAGAAUUACUGCUCUGACUAUCUUCUAUAUUCUCUUAUGGAGGUGGCCUUUCUAGAAGUGAUUGGAUAAUAUAUUUAAUAAAAUAUUAAAUGUA
Molecule: messenger RNA, 2345 nt
Organism: Hyaena hyaena (striped hyena)
Lineage: Eukaryota; Metazoa; Chordata; Mammalia; Carnivora; Hyaenidae
Product: histidine--tRNA ligase, mitochondrial
Exons: 14
Coding region: 80-1597 (505 amino acids)
Biological process (GO): histidyl-tRNA aminoacylation
Cellular component (GO): mitochondrion; cytoplasm
Molecular function (GO): histidine-tRNA ligase activity; ATP binding; identical protein binding
Source: RefSeq, a predicted model, not a curated record